CCCGGCCUCGGAGCUGUGCCAAAUCCCAGCUCUCCUUCGCCCGUCCUCUCGCCAGCCCCUCCACCAGCAGAUCUGGGACCCACUGGGCACCAUGGCACAGAAGGGCCAGCUCAGCGAUGAUGAGAAAUUCCUCUUUGUGGACAAAAACUUUAUCAACAGUCCCAUGGCCCAGGCCGACUGGGUAGCCAAGAAGCUUGUGUGGGUCCCAUCAGAGAAGCAAGGCUUCGAGGCAGCCAGCAUCAAGGAGGAGAAGGGUGACGAGGUGGUCGUGGAGCUGGUGGAGAAUGGCAAGAAGAUCACAGUGGGCAAAGAUGACAUCCAGAAGAUGAACCCACCCAAGUUCUCCAAGGUGGAGGACAUGGCGGAGCUGACGUGCCUCAAUGAGGCCUCCGUUCUGCACAACCUAAGGGAGAGGUACUUCUCAGGGCUCAUCUAUACCUACUCGGGCCUCUUCUGUGUGGUGGUCAAUCCCUACAAGCACCUGCCCAUCUACUCGGAGAAGAUUGUGGACAUGUACAAGGGCAAGAAGAGGCACGAGAUGCCACCCCACAUCUACGCCAUCGCCGACACGGCCUACAGGAGCAUGCUGCAAGAUCGUGAGGACCAGUCCAUUCUCUGCACAGGUGAGUCUGGAGCCGGCAAAACAGAGAACACGAAGAAAGUCAUCCAGUACCUGGCUGUGGUGGCCUCCUCCCACAAAGGCAAGAAGGAUACCAGUAUCACGCAAGGCCCAUCUUUUGCUUACGGGGAGCUUGAAAAGCAGCUUCUACAAGCGAACCCCAUCCUGGAGGCUUUCGGCAAUGCCAAAACGGUCAAGAAUGACAACUCCUCUCGUUUCGGCAAGUUCAUCCGUAUCAACUUUGAUGUCACUGGUUACAUCGUGGGAGCCAACAUCGAGACGUACCUGCUAGAAAAGUCCCGCGCUAUUCGGCAAGCCAGGGAUGAGAGGACGUUCCACAUCUUUUACUAUCUGAUUGCUGGAGCCAAGGAAAAGAUGAAAAGUGACCUGCUUUUGGAAGGCUUCAACAACUACACGUUUCUCUCCAAUGGCUUUGUGCCCAUUCCAGCUGCCCAGGAUGACGAGAUGUUCCAGGAGACACUGGAGGCCAUGUCCAUCAUGGGCUUCAACGAGGAGGAGCAGCUGUCCAUCCUGAAGGUGGUGUCCCACGUCCUACAGCUUGGAAACAUUGUUUUCAAGAAGGAAAGAAACACAGACCAGGCCUCCAUGCCGGAUAACACAGCUGCUCAGAAAGUGUGCCACCUUGUGGGGAUUAACGUGACAGACUUCACGAGGGCCAUCCUGACCCCACGUAUCAAAGUUGGACGGGACGUGGUACAGAAGGCUCAGACAAAAGAGCAGGCUGACUUUGCCAUCGAGGCCUUGGCCAAGGCCACCUAUGAGCGCCUUUUCCGCUGGAUCCUGACCCGUGUGAACAAGGCCCUGGACAAGACCCACAGGCAGGGAGCUUCCUUCCUGGGGAUCCUGGAUAUUGCUGGAUUUGAGAUCUUCGAGGUGAACUCCUUCGAGCAGCUGUGCAUCAACUACACCAACGAGAAGCUGCAGCAGCUGUUCAACCACACCAUGUUCAUCCUGGAGCAGGAGGAGUACCAGCGCGAGGGCAUCGAGUGGAACUUCAUCGACUUCGGCCUGGACCUGCAGCCCUGCAUCGAGCUCAUCGAGCGGCCGAACAACCCUCCGGGUGUGCUGGCCCUUCUGGAUGAGGAGUGCUGGUUCCCCAAAGCCACCGACAAGUCUUUCGUGGAGAAGCUGUGCUCGGAGCAGGGCAACCACCCCAAGUUCCAGAAACCCAAGCAGCUCAAGGACAAAACCGAGUUCUCCAUCAUCCACUACGCCGGAAAGGUGGACUAUAAUGCGAGCGCCUGGCUGACCAAGAACAUGGACCCGCUGAAUGACAAUGUGACUUCUCUCCUCAACGCCUCCUCUGACAAGUUUGUGGCAGACCUGUGGAAGGAUGUGGACCGCAUCGUGGGUCUGGACCAGAUGGCCAAGAUGACGGAGAGCUCGCUGCCCAGUGCCUCCAAGACCAAGAAGGGCAUGUUCCGCACGGUGGGCCAGCUGUACAAGGAGCAGCUGGGGAAGCUGAUGACCACCCUGCGCAACACCACGCCCAACUUCGUGCGCUGCAUCAUCCCCAACCACGAGAAGAGGUCUGGCAAGCUGGACGCCUUCCUGGUGCUGGAGCAGCUGCGGUGCAACGGCGUGUUGGAAGGCAUCCGCAUCUGCCGUCAGGGCUUCCCCAACAGGAUCGUCUUCCAAGAGUUCCGCCAGCGCUAUGAGAUCCUGGCAGCCAACGCCAUUCCCAAAGGCUUCAUGGACGGGAAGCAGGCGUGCAUCCUUAUGAUCAAAGCCCUGGAACUUGACCCCAACUUGUACAGGAUCGGGCAGAGCAAAAUCUUCUUCCGCACUGGGGUCUUGGCCCACCUGGAGGAGGAGAGAGACUUGAAGAUUACCGAUGUCAUCAUGGCCUUCCAGGCGAUGUGUCGUGGCUAUCUGGCCAGAAAGGCCUUCGCCAAGAGGCAGCAGCAGCUGACGGCCAUGAAGGUGAUCCAGAGGAACUGCGCCGCCUACCUCAAGCUGCGGAACUGGCAGUGGUGGAGGCUCUUCACCAAGGUGAAGCCGCUGCUGCAGGUGACCAGGCAGGAGGAGGAGAUGCAGGCCAAAGAGGACGAGCUGCAGAAGUCGAAGGAGAGGCAGCAGAAGGCGGAGAACGAGCUGCGGGAGCUGGAGCAGAAGCACACGCAGCUGGCCGAGGAGAAGAGCCUGCUGCAGGAGCAGCUGCAGGCCGAGACCGAGCUGUACGCAGAAGCUGAGGAGAUGCGGGUCCGGCUGGCCGCCAAGAAGCAAGAGCUGGAAGAGAUCUUGCACGAGAUGGAAGCCCGCCUGGAGGAGGAGGAAGACCGGGGCCAACAGCUGCAGGCUGAGAGGAAGAAGAUGGCCCAGCAGAUGCUGGACCUGGAGGAGCAGCUGGAGGAGGAAGAGGCUGCCAGGCAGAAGCUACAGCUUGAGAAGGUCACGGCUGAGGCCAAGAUCAAGAAACUGGAGGAUGAUAUCCUGGUCAUGGAUGAUCAGAACAAUAAGCUUUCCAAAGAACGAAAACUCCUUGAAGAGAGGAUCAGUGACUUAACAACGAAUCUAGCAGAAGAGGAAGAAAAGGCCAAGAAUCUCACCAAACUGAAGAACAAACAUGAGUCUAUGAUUUCAGAGCUGGAAGUACGGCUGAAGAAAGAGGAGAAGAGCCGGCAGGAGCUGGAGAAACUGAAGCGGAAGCUGGAGGGUGACGCCAGCGACUUCCACGAACAGAUCGCCGACCUGCAGGCGCAGAUCGCGGAGCUCAAGAUGCAGUUAGCUAGGAAGGAGGAGGAGCUGCAGGCGGCCCUGGCCAGGCUUGAUGACGAAAUCGCCCAAAAGAACAAUGCCCUGAAGAAGAUUCGGGAGCUGGAGGGCCACAUCUCCGACCUGCAGGAGGACCUGGACUCGGAGCGGGCCGCCAGGAACAAGGCAGAGAAGCAGAAACGAGACCUGGGGGAGGAGCUGGAGGCACUGAAGACGGAGCUGGAGGACACCCUGGACAGCACAGCCACCCAGCAGGAGCUCAGGGCCAAGAGGGAGCAGGAGGUGACAGUAUUGAAGAAAGCUCUGGAUGAGGAGACGCGGUCCCACGAGGCGCAGGUCCAGGAGAUGCGGCAGAAACACACGCAGGCCGUGGAGGAGCUCACGGAGCAGCUGGAGCAGUUUAAGAGGGCCAAGGCGAACCUGGACAAGAGCAAGCAGACGCUGGAGAAGGAGAACGCAGACCUGGCCGGCGAGCUGCGCGUCCUGGGCCAGGCGAAGCAGGAGGUGGAGCAUCGCAAGAAGAAGCUGGAGGUGCAGGUGCAGGAGCUGCAGUCCAAGUGCAGCGACGGGGAACGCGCCCGCGCCGAGCUCAACGACAGGGUCCACAAGCUGCAGAAUGAAGUGGAGAGUGUCACAGGCAUGCUCAACGAGGCGGAAGGCAAGGCCAUCAAGCUGGCCAAGGAUGUGGCGUCCCUCGGGUCCCAGCUCCAGGACACCCAGGAACUCCUCCAAGAAGAAACCCGGCAGAAGCUCAACGUGUCCACCAAGCUGCGCCAGUUGGAGGAUGAGAGGAAUAGCUUGCAGGACCAGCUGGACGAGGAGAUGGAGGCCAAGCAGAACCUGGAGCGCCACAUCUCCACCCUGAACAUCCAGCUCUCCGACUCCAAGAAGAAACUGCAGGACUUCGCCAGCACCGUGGAAGCCAUGGAGGAGGGGAAGAAGAGGUUCCAGAAGGAGAUUGAGGGCCUCACCCAGCAGUACGAGGAGAAGGCUGCGGCGUACGACAAACUGGAGAAGACCAGGACCCGGCUUCAGCAGGAGCUGGACGACCUGGUCGUCGACUUGGACAACCAGCGGCAGCUGGUGUCCAACCUGGAAAAGAAACAGAAGAAGUUUGAUCAGUUGUUAGCAGAGGAGAAGACCAUCUCUUCCAAAUACGCGGAUGAGAGGGACCGAGCUGAGGCAGAGGCCAGAGAAAAGGAAACGAAGGCUCUGUCCCUAGCCCGGGCCCUGGAGGAGGCCUUGGAGGCCAAGGAGGAGCUUGAGAGGGCGAACAAGAUGCUGAAGGCCGAGAUGGAAGACUUGGUCAGCUCCAAGGAUGACGUGGGCAAGAAUGUCCACGAACUGGAGAAGUCCAAGCGCGCCCUGGAGACCCAGAUGGAGGAGAUGAAGACGCAGCUGGAGGAGCUGGAGGAUGAGCUGCAGGCCACAGAGGAUGCCAAGCUGCGGCUAGAGGUCAACAUGCAGGCCCUCAAGGGCCAGUUUGAGCGGGACCUCCAGGCCCGGGAUGAGCAGAACGAGGAGAAGCGGAGGCAGCUACAGCGGCAGCUACAUGAGUAUGAGACGGAAUUGGAAGACGAGAGGAAGCAGCGGGCCCUGGCCACAGCGGCCAAGAAGAAGCUGGAAGGGGACCUGAAAGAUCUGGAACUUCAGGCCGACUCGGCCAUCAAGGGCAGGGAGGAAGCCAUCAAGCAGCUUCGGAAACUCCAGGCUCAGAUGAAAGACUUCCAGAGAGAACUGGAAGAUUCCCGUGCCUCCAGAGAGGAGAUCUUUGCCACCGCCAAGGAGAACGAGAAAAAAGCCAAGAGCCUGGAGGCGGACCUCAUGCAGCUUCAGGAGGACUUGGCAGCAGCCGAGCGGGCUCGCAAGCAGGCUGACCUGGAGAAGGAGGAGCUGGCGGAGGAGCUGGCCAGCAGCCUAUCUGGAAGGAACACACUGCAGGAUGAGAAGCGCCGCCUGGAGGCCCGCAUCGCCCAGCUGGAGGAGGAGCUAGAGGAGGAGCAGGGCAACAUGGAGGCCAUGAGCGACCGGGUCCGCAAAGCCACCCAGCAGGCCGAACAGCUCAACAACGAGCUGGCCACGGAGCGCAGCGCGGCCCAGAAGAACGAGAGCGCGCGGCAGCAGCUGGAGCGGCAAAACAAGGAGCUCCGCAGCAAGCUGCAGGAAAUGGAGAGCACCGUGAAGUCCAAGUUCAAGUCCACCAUCGCGGCGCUGGAGGCCAAGAUCGCGCAGCUGGAGGAGCAGGUCGAACAGGAGGCCAGAGAGAAGCAGGCCACGGCCAAGUCUCUGAAGCAGAAGGACAAGAAGUUGAAGGAAGUCCUGCUGCAGGUGGAGGAUGAGCGCAAGAUGGCGGAGCAGUACAAGGAGCAGGCAGAGAAAGGAAAUGCCAAGGUCAAGCAGCUCAAGAGGCAGCUGGAGGAGGCUGAGGAGGAGUCCCAGCGCAUCAACGCCAACCGCAGGAAGCUGCAGCGGGAGCUGGAUGAGGCCACGGAGAGCAACGAGGCCAUGGGCCGCGAGGUGAACGCGCUGAAAAGCAAGCUCAGGCGAGGAAACGACACCUCGUUUGUUCCGCCCAGAAGGUCGGGAGGACGUAGAGUUAUUGAAAACGCGGAUGGUUCUGAGGAAGAAAUGGACACUCGGGACUCAGACUUCAACGGAACCAAAGCCAGUGAAUAAACUCAGAGUUUUGCACCACAGCAGGAAGGGGAAAAAAAGCAAACAAAAAACCAAAAAAACCCCAAAACACCAAACAAGAAAACCCAGCAGACUCUUAGCAUUGCUGUAACCCAACCUCAGAUUACAGACACAGGCCACCCCUCACUACGACAGCAAAGGCCUACCCUGCACACUGGGUGUGACUUUCAGGUUUUGGCAUCUAACUACCAGAGAAAACACUGUCAAGGAGACAGCAUGGCCUUGCUCUGCUGGACUAUGCAGAUAGUGGGUUUUUAGGAAAACAGCCGCAGUAACCAGUCACCAGCAACUGUUUACAUGGAAUGGGCGUCACUGUCCCCAACCUACCCCUAACUCAUCCCCGAACCUGCCAGCCCUCCGAUUUCCUGGGGAAGGUCCUAGUUUGAGAAUGCCCUUCCCUCUCCUGGUUGCCACACCUCAGACACACACGAGUUCACCAAGACCAAGUGCCUUCUGUAGUCACGUGUUAAAAGGAAACACUGGUCCUAGGGCUAGGAGCAGAGAGGCCACACUGACUUAUAUGCACCCAGGCUGUACCUACGGUCACUUCACUAAUAAAAGGUUAUAAAUCACCA
Molecule: messenger RNA, 6624 nt
Organism: Jaculus jaculus (lesser Egyptian jerboa)
Lineage: Eukaryota; Metazoa; Chordata; Mammalia; Rodentia; Dipodidae
Gene: Myh11
Product: myosin heavy chain 11
Exons: 42
Coding region: 92-6031 (1979 amino acids)
Cellular component (GO): myosin complex
Molecular function (GO): ATP binding; cytoskeletal motor activity; actin filament binding
Source: RefSeq, a predicted model, not a curated record